Nasonia vitripennis (jewel wasp) is the source of this 3007-nucleotide messenger RNA. RefSeq names its product zinc finger CCHC domain-containing protein 8 homolog. Lineage: Eukaryota; Metazoa; Arthropoda; Insecta; Hymenoptera; Pteromalidae. The record is from RefSeq and is a predicted model, not a curated record. Bases 236 to 2074 code for a protein of 612 amino acids. Gene Ontology annotation, molecular function: RNA binding. Gene Ontology annotation, cellular component: catalytic step 2 spliceosome. The transcript is spliced from 7 exons.
AGUAGAUGGAAAGCAUUGAAUUGGCAAGUUUGACGAUGUAUGAGAACAUACCCUUAAAGUCCAAAAGUGUCCACGCGAAUCUCGCCAUAACAAUAAGAUAUAGGUAGUCCCUCAGCAUUAUUGCGUCUGCAUCAGCAGUUUGUUCGAAAAAUAAACACACGGGGCAACCCGAUGUUUGCCGGCGGGAGAUCGACCUGACGAAAUUGCGUGGGACAUCCCGGGGGAACGGCGCAAAAUGACUUCUCCGCAGAGCAGCCCAGCCUCGCCGACAGAGGUGAUAACUCUGGACACGAGCCUGGAGGAGAGCGUCAGCCAGAACGACUGCAUCGACGAAACUAACCUCUCCGAGAUCAUCCUGGACACGACGGAUGUCAUCUUCGACGGGACCUUGGCCCCGGGUGCAGCGCCUCCUGGUUUCGUCGUGAUCGACGAGGAGCGCGAGCCACCUACGCCAAUGCCCAAGAGGAAGAAGAAGACUGAGCCGAUUCUUAAGGUCGUAUUCAGAGACCCUGCGUCCUUUCGGAGCUACCAUAAAAGAAUUGAGUGUUUUCUAAAAGAGCUCGUAUCGUCAAAGAGCAGCAAGAGAAAAGUUGCGACUUCAAUAGAAGACUUGGUGCUUCAGAUAUUUGACGCCAAAGAUGAGCACGGAGAUCCAUCAGAACUUGAUUCAUCCAUAAGCAUAAUUGAAGAUAAACAUCCCAAUGAUCUACUGUUUACCAUUGAGAAUGAACCUAAAAUGCAAGAUGACCUCGACAUCCCUAUGUAUGGCAAGAAAUUUACAGGUCUUGAGAAGCCUAAAGAAGACAAAGAAAUCAAAGAAGAUUUUGCUCCAAAAAUGACUUGUUUCAAUUGUAUGGGCAAUCAUAGUCUACGCGAUUGUGAUCAACCCCGUAAUUAUGCAAACAUAAACAAAAAUCGCAAAGAACAUGCUGCAAAGAGGGGGCCUACAAAUUCCAGGUAUCACUUGGAGGAUGACCAAAAGUAUGGCCACUUUGUCCCCGGCCAAAUAAGUUCAAAUUUGCGCAGAGCUCUGGGCCUAAUGGAUGACGAACUUCCAAGACAUAUUUAUAGGAUGAGAUCACUUGGUUAUCCACCAGGUUGGUUAGAGGAAGCACGUCAGCAACAUUCAGGUUUAUCACUAUUUGAUGAUGCUGGAAAAGCGGAAGUAAACUCAGAUGAAGAAGGCGAAAUUAUAUGUCCAGGGGACAGAGAUAAAUAUGACAUAAAGAAAAUUAUUAACUUUCCUGGAUUCAAUGUUGAAAAUCCUGAAGGAGUGCAUGACGAAGGUAUGGAGUACUGGGGAUCUUCUGUACAAAUACAAUCCAGUAAAAAUGCUAUGAUAUCUUAUUUAAGUCACAAACAAGUUGACGACGGGUACAAACGUAAAAAAAUGCCGAAUGCUGCUAAUGCCAUAGUGAGGACAGAUGUUAAUCCAGGAGAAAUGGAGAUUGAUGAAGUUGAAGAUACACCAGUCGAAUGUGUGCCAGUUAAAAACUUAUUUAUACCUCCACUGCCAAAAGAUAACGGACCAGAACUACCACCACCUCCCCCAGGAGUGGAAGAUUCUGAAAGCCCAUCACAAGAGGACCUUUCCAAUCACUCAAAUGACGAAAGCACAGCACCAUCACCCAGAAACGAUUCCCCAUCAUUAGUUGAUCUAGAAACUAAACACAAACAAUUGCUUGCUGAAUUAGACGAAUCCAGUUCUCACUCGAAUCCGGAUUCCACUAAAACUAAAUUAUCUAAUCCAGGCUCAGUGGAGACGGAAGUACCUGAAGUAGAAUCGGCAAAUGCUAAGGAGUCCGAUUCAAAUAAAAUGAAUGUAAAUAAUUCUACUCCAAAAAAUGGAUCGAAAACGCAAACUAUCAAAAUCGUCAAGUCUAUACAUCUGGGUACGCCAAUAUUAAAAAGUGCCUCGCCUUUCCGAAAACUACCAUCUUCCGAAAAGUUUUCGAAAGACAUUUGUGACGUUAUUAACUUCGAAAACUUACCAGACGCUACUGGUAAAUAUGAUCAAAUGUCGGAAUUGUUGCAAAAAGUUCGAAGCGCAGUAGCAGAAUUUCAAAAGGAAUAAAACAGAAAUAGAAUUUGCAAUUGUCAGCUGCUUGUACGACAUUGUAUGUCAAGUUACAUUUUCCUUUCAAAUUGCAGCAAAAAUGCAUCAAUGCUGCGAUUUACAAAUUAAAAAAAGAAUGUAGAACUUUUUUUUACAAAGUAAUUUUUUAAUUUUAAUAAAAAAAGUUUUUGUACUCUAAGUUAGCAGUCUAAAGUCAACUAAAAUCGUUUCAAAAGGUAUUAUAUCAUAAUCUCAUAGACCCUGAAAAAAACUUUACUCAAUUUACUAUGGAUUAAAAAACAACUUUUAAAACCUCAAUUGACAUCUUUUUGUUAAGUGUAUAUAUUUAUAAUAUUAUCUGUACAAUAUAAUAAUAAUUCACAAAUGAUUUAAUAACGUUGUAGCAUGCAGAAUAAUUUUCUGCAAUACUUUUAUUUUAUUUUCAUAUGGAAUAAUUUUUAAAAGUUACAACUACUUGUUAUGAUUGUCAAAUAAUAUUAAAUUGAUAGAAUCUUAUAUAAAGACACAAUUUUUAAUUCUGCUGUAAAAAAUUAUUAAUCAUCUUGUACAACUUAUACAGGCAAAAAGCUUAUAACUUUAUUGAUAAUAGAUGUAUCAUAAGCAAUUUUCUAAGUCAAAUUAUAAAAAUGAGAAAUCGUAAUGAAUACCGACAGUAUAUAGCCGUAUCUCCUAUAAUCAUGGUACACAUUAAAAACAAUAUUUAUAAUUCAAUGACUUUGAAUGCGAAACGUGUCAAUCAUAUUUGUUUUUUCUUUCGACCAAAUUAUAUUCGUAUUUUUGUUGAUUACUCCAAAUAUUUAUGUCAGAAUCAGUCUCAAAGAAGACUCCAUUCUUGCCAACUUUGGUAGUAUAAUUUGUACAGUUUCGGCGUUGAAUGUAAUCAAAUGCAAAUUGGAUAAGAUUUUUAUAAAACAGUCUUUACCUUUUUAA